UUGUUUUUGUCUAAUGACAGUAGACGUGAUGACUUUGUAGUCUGCGUAAUAUAAUGAUCUGUUAGGAGCAUACUUAUCACCCAAUAGAUUAGCCCCGAUCUGUGUUGAUUUGACUACUGGUAAUCCAUGUAUAAGCGAUAUAAUCCCCUGUUAAAGUAAUUACGAUUGGUCUACCUGUGGUUCUUACAAGCCUUCGGUUCAGUAAACCAGCGGCAUUCAUAUCAAUACAGGUAGGAACUUCAUGUACUUAGCAUAUUAUAUCGUCUCUUGCUUUAAUGUACGGUGAGGAAUAUACAUAUUUAGUAAAUGAAGUAUAUAUGUUAUGAUUCCUCUGACCCCAAACAUGGCGCUGUUUGACGUUAUUUCACACGAUAAUGUCAACGAUUGUAAAUACAUCCUUGAACGCGACCCUUCUAGCGUCGAUACCGUCGGUUGGCAUGGCAUGACUCCUCUUCAUCGUGCAGCCACAAGAGGCAAUAUUGAAAUAUUAGAGCUUUUACUUGGGGCAGGUGCUGAUGUGAAUAAAGAGAACGCCUUUGGCGAGACUCCAGUUCAUUAUGCCUGCCAAAUGGCCAGCUUGAGAUUCUUGAGUAUUUUGGUUGAUAAUGGAGCUGAUAUGAAGAGAGAAGACAAAGGUGGAAGAGGCUGUGUUCAUCAUGCCGCUAGAAGUGGUUCAAUAUGGAAAGUCCAUUACCUUGUAGAACUUGGACUUGACUUUUGCAAAAAAGAUCACAGGGGACAGACAGUAUUUCAUAUUGCUGCUGAACAUGGACAUAUAGACCUUGUAGAUUACUGCUUAAAAAAUAAGAGAUUUGAUCCAGAUGUCACAGACAACAGUUUAAUGACUCCUUUACAUAUUGCUGUACAGUACAAAAAUAGACAUUGUUCAUGGAUAAUAGAAAGUUCAAGUCCAAAGACUCUCAUUCAUUUGGCUGAUAUUCAUGGUAACACACCGUUAGAUUAUGCUGCAAAGGGAACCACUGCAGAAUGGCUAGCAAAGCAUCUUCGUUACUGGCAGUUGUGUCGUUGUGGUGGCCACAAACCAUACCCCUGGCUGUCCUGGCUGUCUCUUCUCAUCUCUCCAUCAAUAGUCAUAUGUUUGGUUGCAUUUCUCAUACAGAACUUUUCACAGAUUGGCUGGGUCCUGGCUGUCUUUGCAUUUCUUCUCUUCUACCUCUUUGCAUUCAGAAGUCACAGAUUAAGACACAUUUCUGCUCUUCCGAACCCUGCCUUUGCUGGGUUGUUUUUUGGUGUUAUUUUGCAAAGUCUUCUGUGUUUUGCAUUCCAUUUAGCACCUCAUCUUUGGUAUGAGCUCUUUUGGAAUUGCAUCUCUGUUUUUCAUUUAGUCAUCGUACUGUGGACUUUAAGAGAGUUGUUUAGUGAUCCAGGUGUCAUUAGGUCUUCAAGGUUAAAUGAAAAUGGGCAGCCUUACACUAUAUUAGACAUUGCAAAAGGAACUUUACCCGUGGAGGAUUUCUGUAUAGACUGCGAGAUUGUAGUGCCUACAUUAUCCAAGCACUGUAAACUCUGUAACAGCUGUGUACUUGCUAUAGACCACCAUUGUCUGUUUCUGAUGUGGUGUGUGGGGGUCAAUAACCACCGCGCCUUCAUCCUGUUCACGAUUGAAGUCAUGAUAGCUCAGGCCCUUUUUAUUAGAGCAACUGUUUCAUAUUUCAAUAGAGUUAUAGAAUUAAGUGUGGAAUCUUUAUCUUUUAAGGAUGUUAUGGGCCAAGAGAUCUACGUGUCCACUCUUUUCAUCAUUAACUGUUUGGGGCUAUUCUGGGUUUUCAUGUAUAAGUUUUAAAGAAAUGUGCAGCUGUGGCGGCGGAAUGACUAUACUCCAACGAGCUCGAAAUACACUUUGGUUUUUCGUCGGGGAGUUUACUUUCUAUAAAAACAAAAAGCGAGAACUAUCCGUAUAAAUAUCAUUGCUUUAUUAGUUUUAUUGUAAAUACGACAAAUAAAAUGUAAAAGAUAGGGAUCAUAGAAUAUUAGUUCAAAUUUUGAA
This is a messenger RNA of Actinia tenebrosa (Australian red waratah sea anemone), 2008 nucleotides long. RefSeq names its product palmitoyltransferase ZDHHC17. NCBI's taxonomy places the organism in Eukaryota, Metazoa, Cnidaria, Anthozoa, Actiniaria, Actiniidae. Gene Ontology annotation, molecular function: protein binding; palmitoyltransferase activity. The record is from RefSeq and is a predicted model, not a curated record.